Messenger RNA from Penicillium soppii, 873 nucleotides. RefSeq lists its product as uncharacterized. The record is from RefSeq and is a predicted model, not a curated record. Bases 1 to 873 code for a protein of 290 amino acids. Lineage: Eukaryota; Fungi; Ascomycota; Eurotiomycetes; Eurotiales; Aspergillaceae. The transcript has a single exon. Gene Ontology annotation, molecular function: nicotinamide-nucleotide adenylyltransferase activity; ATP hydrolysis activity. Gene Ontology annotation, cellular component: nucleus; cytoplasm.
AUGACUUCAUUUCAAGCCCUCCGUACCCAGUAUGCCUCCCUACUGAAACGAUUCCUCGCAUCAUCAAAAGAAUUCGAUGUUCUCACAACAAUUCCACCCGACCACUCCGCGGAAUCAGAGACGUUGUAUGUCUUAGACUCCUCCUUCAAUCCCCCCACCCGCGCCCACCUCCGCAUAGCCAGCACUGCCCUUCUGGAAAACCCCAAGCCCCGUCCCCGCCUCCUACUCCUGCUCGCCACCCAAAAUGCAGACAAACCAUCCAAUCCCGCCUCAUUCGAGGACCGGCUCGCAAUGAUGGAGCUAUUUGCACGCGAUCUCCGCUCGCGCCUUGCGGAAUCGCCAGCCUUCGCGGCAUCGGGCCUCACACAUGCCAUUGAGUCUCUCCCUCUAGUCGAUAUUGGCGUCACGCGGAAGCCAUAUUUCGUUGAUAAGGCCGCUGCUAUUGAGGCGUCGGACUCGUAUCCUGUCGCGCUGGAGCAGGUCCACCUUACUGGCUAUGAUACUUUGAUUCGCAUCUUUAAUUCAAAAUACUACCCCCCUGCACAUACAUUGCAGCCUCUGGAACCGUUCCUCGCGAAGCACCGCCUGCGUGUGACUAUGCGGCCGAGCGAUGAGUGGGGUGGUAAAGAGGAGCAAAUUGGCUGGGUGGAGGCUCUUGCUAGAGGUGAUCGGGAUUCUGAGGGUGGGCGUCGUGAGUGGGCACAGCGCAUUCAGCUGGUCGAGGGUAGGUCUCCUAGUGAGAGGCCUGUGAGUUCGACUUUGGCUAGGGAGGCACUGCAAUCCGAUCCCAAGAACCUGGAGUGGUUGGUCCCAGAACAGGUGCGGCAAUUUGUUCUGUCGGAACGUCCGUAUUCUGGAAAUAGCAAGGUGUAG